Molecule: messenger RNA, 369 nt
Organism: Penicillium lagena
Lineage: Eukaryota; Fungi; Ascomycota; Eurotiomycetes; Eurotiales; Aspergillaceae
Exons: 3
Coding region: 1-369 (122 amino acids)
Source: RefSeq, a predicted model, not a curated record
AUGCCACCCAAUUCUGCUGACAACCAACCGGGGGUGGUUUUCAACGUCCCGGCAAAUUUGGAGCCCCAAUACUCCAUUGCCGAGUUAUGGGAUGAUCACUUGAUGCCCUUGGUCCUGAAUAAGUUCUCCUGCGAUGACGUUAAUGGCAACCCUAAAACCAUCUUCAAAGCCGUCCCACGUGUGAUCUCCAUGACUGACAAAGGCUCUGCCCUGUACCAAAUCUUGGAUGCAAUCGGAAGAGUGAAUAUCGCCAACAUGACAAACGGUCCCAACGCAAACUCACAACAAGCCUAUGCCUACGGAAACGGAAUCCUCGACGAUGCAGACACGAUGAGAUCUGACUUCUUUCAAGCUCCGACUUCAGCUUAG